CAUGCUGCGGUGGUGGUGUCAGGGACAGAGAUGGCACGUCAGAUUCACAGAGAGAUCCAGAGGGAGGUGGAGGAGCUGGUCACCGGCGGCAACAUGAGACCCCACCUGGGUGUGGUGUUGGUUGGGGACGACCCGGCUAGUCGCACCUACGUCAGGAACAAGACCAGAGUUGCUAGUUUACUGGGUAUCUCUAGUGACACGGUGGUGAAACCUACCUCUGUCUCUCAGGAUGAACUACUGGAGCUGAUAGACAAGAUGAACAGAGACUGGAAGGUCUCAGGCCUGCUGGUACAACUACCUCUACCAGGGCACAUCAAGGAGCGUGCUGUGUGUAACGCCAUAGCUCCGGAGAAGGACGUGGAUGGGUUCCAUAUCGUCAACAUAGGGAAGCUGUGUCUGGGCCAGACGUCUAUGGUGCCUGCUACACCUGCUGCUGUAUGGGAGAUCAUCAGGAGAGCAGGUAUCGAGACAGUGGGGAAGAACGUGUUGGUGGCGGGACGCUCUAAGAAUGUAGGCUUGCCCAUCGCCAUGUUGCUUCACACAGACCGCAACCACCAACGCCCUGGAGGUGAUGCCACGGUAACCAUCGCCCACAGGUGCACCCCCAGAGAGCAGCUGAAGGAACUGACCCGUCUGGCGGACAUCGUCAUCGCAGCUGCAGGUGUACCUGGGCUGAUCACAGUAGACAUGGUGAAGGAGGGGGCAGCGGUCAUCGACGUGGGUAUUAACCGUGUCCAGGACCGGACCACAGGAAAACUACGACUGGUGGGAGACGUGGACUUUGAAGGGGUGAAGGAGAAGGCGGGGUUUAUCACGCCAGUUCCUGGAGGGGUGGGGCCUAUGACGGUCGCAAUGCUGAUGAAGAAUACUGUUGCUGCUGCCAGAUACGCACUGACACACUGA
Salvelinus namaycush (lake trout) is the source of this 903-nucleotide messenger RNA. RefSeq names its product methylenetetrahydrofolate dehydrogenase (NADP+ dependent) 2 like (gene mthfd2l). Gene Ontology annotation, cellular component: mitochondrion. Gene Ontology annotation, biological process: tetrahydrofolate interconversion. Gene Ontology annotation, molecular function: methylenetetrahydrofolate dehydrogenase (NAD+) activity; methylenetetrahydrofolate dehydrogenase (NADP+) activity; methenyltetrahydrofolate cyclohydrolase activity. The record is from RefSeq and is a predicted model, not a curated record. The transcript has 7 exons. Lineage: Eukaryota; Metazoa; Chordata; Actinopteri; Salmoniformes; Salmonidae. The coding region runs from base 31 to 903 and encodes 290 amino acids.